This is a messenger RNA of Aspergillus saccharolyticus JOP 1030-1, 459 nucleotides long. RefSeq names its product putative GPI anchored cell wall protein. The annotation marks the transcript as partial. The record is from RefSeq and is a predicted model, not a curated record. The transcript has a single exon. Lineage: Eukaryota; Fungi; Ascomycota; Eurotiomycetes; Eurotiales; Aspergillaceae.
UGCCCUACCGACCUUUCUGGCGACUAUGAGUAUCCUCAUCUCAUCGUCCCUGUCAACUCUUCCACCCCUGAUACUGCCUAUGGCUCCCAGCUUUUUGGCACUGUUUCAUCCACUGUGUCGACCAUUUUCAAUUUCGACAUUCCAUCUUCUGACUCCGGCAAGACAUGCAGCCUCAUCUUCUUAUUCCCUAAUAAGGAGGACCUCCAGACCUCUGACUACACCUUCAGCGGUGACGGCAAGAUUGACUUCUCUCAGCUUAGCUCUGCUGCUGACUUGAAGACCACCUACAACAAUGCACCAUCCGUCAAGCAAGACUAUGGGCAGCUCACGGUCUCUCCUGGCAACUCUUAUUUGGUUGCCUCGUUCUCAUGCCCGGCUGGUCAAACCGUUGCUUAUGAGAUGAAGGGCACGGGUAGCACCUACCUCAAUUUCUUUGAAGACUACAACCCAUCUCCGUGA